UUGCAGACUGUCAUGGCGGCCCCCACUGCUCUGCUCGGUUUGUGCGACGCAGAGCUCGACUCUAAACGACACCGCUCCUCCUGCCUCACCAACAAGCUCGGCGGGGCUCCGGAUUGGCCCCCGCACGCCUCCCGCACGCCUCCCCGCUGCGGGCGCUGCGGGGCCCCGCUGGCCCACGUGGUGCAGGUGUACUGCCCCCUGCAGGGCUCGCCCUACCACCGCAACCUCCACCUGUUCGCGUGCACGAGCGCGGCGUGCAGCGGCCGCUCGGACACGUGGACGGCGCUCCGGUCCCAGAGUCUGGAGGAGCGGACACCCAGCAGGCCUGACCCGCCUCAGGAGGCUCCUCUGGCGGCCACUGACUGGUGUGACACCGCUGAUGACUGGGGGGUGGAGGAGGGAGGAGGAGGAGGAGGAGGGGGAGGAGGUGUGAAGGAGGAGGAGGAGGGAGGAGCAUCCGGUGAGUUUGAUGUCAGCAGCCAGCUUCAGGACCUCCGUUUGUUGGACUCUCAGGAUGACGUCCCCGUCCUCCGUGAGUUCUUCAUCAGCGUGGUGGAGGAGUCGGAUCUGUGCGGAGAGGAAGACGACCUUCAUCACGCCCGGAAGCUUCUGAAGGAGUACGAGAGGAGAGAGGGCGUGGCGGUGGGAGAGCUGGAGGACGGCGAUGGCGGCGGCGAUGGCGGGAAGGAGAAGUACGAGAAGACGAGAGCCCGGCACGGAGACGCCGUCUUCUCCAGGUUCAUGAAGAAGAUCUCGCUCUGUCCUCAGCAGAUCCUGCGUUACUCUCACGGAGGGAAGCCGCUCUUCAUCUCCGAGCCGCCGGCCGACUUGGACCGGCUGGUGACGGCGUGCGGCUCCUGUGGAGGAACGAGGACGUUUGAGCUGCAGCUGAUGCCGGCUCUGGUCAGUCUGCUGAGGGGGAAGGAUGGAGGCGGCGUGGAGGCGGAGCUGGAGUUUGGGACGGUGCUGGUUUACACCUGCAGAGACAGCUGCUGGACGGCAGGAUCCGGAUCAGGAUCAGGAUCACCUGUGGAGGAGUUCUGCUUCGUUCAGACGGACCCAGACCAGCAGCUCUUUAAAUGAGCGAGCAGGUCGUUUGGUUUUUAUUUAAAAAGUAGGAAAACAGAUCAGAUUUUGGAGGCUGCUUUUAUAACCGAAGAAUCUUCUCAGCAUCUCAAAGUCUUGUUUUUGAAGACCUCACCCUGCUGCUGUGAUGUUGAAGUGUACUCCAGGACACAGUGACAUCACCGUUGGGUGUUUUGAUGGUUUAAAGUGCAACAGAGAACAUGUGUGACUUCAGUAGAGCUGUCUGCGUUGAAACGGACGUGAAACACCACCAAAGUUAAACCUUAAAGAGUGACUGUACGGACCCUAAUCAAUGAAGUGAAGUCAAGAUAAAUCAGAUGAGGACGAGCGCCUGAAAAAAUGCUGCAAAAAUCCCACAUUUUUAAAAUAUAUGAGCAGAUUCUGUUAUUAUUUCCUCUUCCAACCAAAUGUUUUUGUUUAAUGCUGCAAAAAGCUGCUUCUGGUUUUAGAAAAAGACGUUU
This is a messenger RNA of Anoplopoma fimbria (sablefish), 1547 nucleotides long. It is a transcript of the gene pdcd2l, whose product is annotated as programmed cell death 2-like. The record is from RefSeq and is a predicted model, not a curated record. NCBI's taxonomy places the organism in Eukaryota, Metazoa, Chordata, Actinopteri, Perciformes, Anoplopomatidae. Gene Ontology annotation, cellular component: cytoplasm.